AUGUCUCGCUUUACAAGUGAAGAUGAAGCUCAGUUACAGUCUAUGCUUAGACAGUUGCUACAGAGUGUGAAGGAAAAAAUCACUGGAGCCCCAUCAGUAGAGUGUGCAGAAGAGAUUCUCUUGCACUUGGAGGAAACAGAUGAGAAUUUUCACAACUAUGAGUUUGUGAAAUACCUUAGGAAAUAUAUAAAUAACACUGUGGGAUCUGUGAUUGAAGAAGAAACAGAAAAAUAUAUUUCUGCUCAAAGUCAGGGUGAAGUAUCUGGCUAUGACACGCUUGUCCAACAUGUUGCUAAGAAGACCCGUGAAUCAAAAGAAUACAGAGAAAUGAUGCAUGCCUUGAAGAAUGUCAUGAUGGUUGUGGUAGAAUCUUUGAUUAAUAAGUUUGAAGAAGAUCAGAUGCAUAAUAAGGAGCUGGAUAGUAAGACAAAGAAAGAACGUCGGAGUGGCUAUUACACAGACAACUGUUCCGACAGUGACUCCUCAUUCAACCAAAGUUACACGUUCAUGAGUCAAGAACAAUUGCAGCUGCUUGUAGAAAGGCUUGACCCUAUUCAGCCUAUGGAAGUUCGCCAAGAAGCAUUGCAGACACUGUGCUUUGCCCCUCCCUCUGAUAUAUUGAACUCUGAGACUUGGCCAAAUCUGCGUAAGCAUCUAACGAUGUCUCUAUCAGAUCCUGAUGCUGCAUUCAGUGAGAAAAUUCUUAGGUUCUAUGCAAAAGCCUUUUCUUCUUCUCCAUUUAAUAUGACAAGAGAUGUCUAUACAAGUUUAGCAAGACAUUUGGAGUUGUACUUUCUUUCUGGAGAAUAUUCUCUUUGUGUUUCAGCUGGUCUGGAUGUAUCUAACACAGAUAUAGAUCGUUUACUUAAAAAGGUCCGCCUUUUAAAUGAGUACCAAAAGGAAGCUCCGUCGUCUUGGAUUCGGCAUCCCGAAAAGUACAUGGAAGAAGUAGUAGAGAGUACUUUCUCACUUUUGUCAGUAAACCACGAGCCUAAUCAUCCUGCCUCUCCAGAUUUUUUGAGUCCAGUCUACUUCUUGGCUUUGCUAGAUAUCAAAGCAGUAUGGUUUAAAAAGUGGACGCAUGCGUAUUACAGCAGAGCAGUGGUACUUAGGCUUUUGGAAAAGAAAUACAAAUCUUUGAUUAAUGCAGCUGUCCAGCAAUGCCUUGAUUAUUUUGAAUCUUGCAAGACAGGAGUUAAUAAAAAUUCCAGUGCCCAUGACUUCUCCCAGCAGCACCGUAGUGAAGAGCAGAGCUUUUCUUACACUGGACAAGAAUUGCAGUAUGUCUAUUUUGUUCAUUCACUGUGUCUUUUAGGAAGACUGUUGAUCUAUAAGCAAGGCCAAAACCUCUUUCCAGUACAGCUGAAAAAUAAAAAAGAUCGUGUAUCCAUAACUGAUCUCUUGGUGUUAUUUACUGAGCUUAUUUAUUACUCUCCAAGUUACCCAAAGACAGCUUUGGCAGCGCAUACAGACAAUUAUUCUGCAGCAAGUCUUGUUAUGGAGAUUCUGCAAGUUUUUUGUGAUCAGACAGGAUGUGCUGCUGAAUGUUUAUAUACAGAUGCAGUGAUAGAUGCCCUGCUUCAUCCUGUUCAAAGUUUACUGAGUGGCACACAGGUGUAUAUGAAUUGUCUUGAAACCACUUUAAUUGAUGUAGCUGAUAUUUUGGCAAGGAUUGCUGCUGUAGGUGAUGGUCUUUCUUUUCUUCUUCAUGGAGAAAACGAAAAAACUGCUAAAGAAGAUAGUCCUACAGCUGUUCAUGUUAUUGUUCAGUUUACAAAGAAACUUCUUCAUGACGACAUUUCUCUUUUAUCUGGAUCCGAGCUUUUGCCAGUUGUUAAAGGAGCUUUCAUUUUUGUAUGUCGUCAGAUGUACAGAACUUGUGAAGGCCUGCAGAUGCUAAUUCCUUAUGGCUUGCAUGAAUCUAUGGGAGAGGCCUGGAAAAAGGUAAAUCUUGUNUCAGAAAGAGUACCUACUCCUGUAACUGGUGUGGACUCAGCUUCAUCAAUAAAUCUAGAGUCAAAAACCACUUUGUUAUGGGAGGAGACUUUGUUAGAUGCCUUGGUAAAUUUUUCUGCCACACCCAAAGGACUAUUUCUGCUUCAUAGCACAGGUGCCAUGAAUGACUGUGUGAACUUUAUGUUUAGCAGUUUAUCAAAGAAACUCCAGACAAAUGAAUAUGAAGAGUUUGGUAAUAAAGUGAUUGUUACACAAAUGGCAACAACACCGUCAGGUGCAGUAGCUCUUCAGAGUUCAGGCUUUAUAAAGGCACUUGUAACUGAAUUAUGGGCUCUUCUGGAGUGUGGAAAAGAUGAUUUGAGGAUAACCCAACCCAAAUCUACUCCCACUGACCCUAUUGACCAAAGCUGUCAGAAGUCUUUUCUGUCUCUGAUAAACUUGCUCACUUACCCUGCAGUUUUUGAGCUCCUGAGUAAACAAGAUAUACCAAAUAAGCCAAUGUAUUCAUUCCGUGAAGUACCUACAGAUAUUAUUGAUAUCAUUGACAGGCUUAUAAUUUUGAACUCAGAAGCUAAAAUUCAUUCCUUAUUCAGUUAUGAACAGUCACAUAUCUUUGGGCUGAGGUUGUUAAAUGUGCUGUGCUGUGAGCUCAAUACCCUUUUACUCUUGGAGAGUCAGUAUAAAGUGUCACAAGUUUUACUAACAGCUCAGGAGGAAAAUGUCAUAGAAACUUCAGAAGGACCAGGAGAUUUUAUAAUCGAUGGUCUAUCAGUGGAGAGAAACCAUGUUCUUGUAAGGAUAAAUCUGAUUGGAGGACCACAGGAAAGGAUCUUGCCUUUGAGAGUACUAGAUAAGGGUAGUAAUUCAUAUCCUUGGCCAAUGUUUUCAUCGCUCCCUUUGCCAAAGUGCUAUCUUGCAGAAAUCCCUAGGAAAGCUGCAUUCAGACAAGACUUCAAGAUUAACCUUUUGGCUCGCCUUAG
This is a messenger RNA of Nestor notabilis (Kea), 2936 nucleotides long. RefSeq names its product TBC1 domain family, member 32 (gene TBC1D32). The transcript is spliced from 26 exons. Lineage: Eukaryota; Metazoa; Chordata; Aves; Psittaciformes; Psittacidae. The annotation marks the transcript as partial. Gene Ontology annotation, biological process: non-motile cilium assembly. The record is from RefSeq and is a predicted model, not a curated record.